Messenger RNA from Baudoinia panamericana UAMH 10762, 2748 nucleotides. RefSeq lists its product as uncharacterized. Bases 1 to 2748 code for a protein of 915 amino acids. Gene Ontology annotation, biological process: phosphorelay signal transduction system; protein autophosphorylation. The transcript has a single exon. The record is from RefSeq and is a predicted model, not a curated record. NCBI's taxonomy places the organism in Eukaryota, Fungi, Ascomycota, Dothideomycetes, Mycosphaerellales, Teratosphaeriaceae. Gene Ontology annotation, molecular function: phosphorelay sensor kinase activity; histidine phosphotransfer kinase activity.
AUGCAUCGCCGCAGCAUUUGCUUCCCAAGACCGGGAACGCAGACUGUGAUACAGGAUGGCGAUUCAGACUUUGCGCCUGAGCUUGACAGACUGUAUGCGAAGUCGGAAAACGACGCGCUGGAAGCACUGGUUGCGCUCAAGGCCAGAGUACGUGACCUUCCAACGGACGACUUCUGGUCCGCGGUGACGGAGGGUAUGUCCGCAAUCACGGGAGCCGAGAUGGCCUUCAUUAUGAAACGCGUCCUGGUCGACGAGCAGGAGGCGGCGGUCGAAAUGCCUCCGUUGGGCGCGCAAGGGUCUUGCAUGAUGGCCGCUGCUUUCCACUAUUGUACCCACGACGGAAAGAAAAACACUGUCAAGCACAGCAAAUUCCAAGCCUGGGGCUGCCCAUGUGCUUACAUGAGGCACGACAAGGUGUUCCUUAUCCCAGAAAACCUCAACAACUUCAUCACAAAUAAUCCGAAUCAGUUACCUAUGCCUGCUGAAGCAUACAUGGCGGUGCCACUUUUUGCCGAAGGGAGAUGUUUUGCGCACUUCGGUGUCAUGUGGUCAAACGAAUCCGCUGCGCAGAGAGCAAUGUCGUGGGCCUUCAUCGAGAUGCUGCUUCACUCGCUCGAAGACAUCAUCCUGCAGCGCUUUCUGGAGGGUUCGAAUUUCGUACGGCCGGCAGCCGUACCGCAAGACAAGGCGCGGGUCAUUCCGCAUGAAGCGGUAUCAAUGGCACAGUCACUGCGACCUUAUGCGCCAAGUUUGUCACACGAACUACGUACGCCAAUGCAAGGCGUUGUUGGGAUGUUAGAUGUCAUGUAUGCCACCGUACAGGAGGCUGUCGAGACGCAAAAGGACCCGCUAUUGCGCAAGAUCUUCCAGAUCUUGAAAGAGAACAUCGAAGUCGUCCAAGAUAGUUCUCGAAGGGCUGUCGAGGCUGCUGACAACUUCGUUCAUGCAGCUGACAUGGAUCUCACGUUACCGGAACCUGCACCUUUGUUGGCGCAUGAUGAAUCGAUCGACUCCGCCUCGCCUUGGUCAGCAACAGCUCACGACAGGCGACCGGAGAUACUAGUGGCGGGCAGCAAUCUCCCUCUGUCUCGACCGAACAAACGAAGGCGUGAAGAGGCCAACUCACGUACCGGAAGCAAUGCUAGCUCCGCGAAGAUUCCAAGAUACGACGGAGCUUCUUCCGUUUGGUCGAAAGGUCCGGAGCCUAGCCAGGGUGUCGUAGAAGGUCUUCAUGAAGCCGAGCAGCUUCAGGCACAGGCGACCCAAGGAGCUACCGCAAUGGUCAAUGCGCCCACUGUCGAAGAUGUGGAGUUUGCAACGAAUGCAAUGCAGCAAGGUAGCAGGAUCAUCGCACCUGGGUUACGCCAUACUAAUAUGCGAGAGAUUUUUCAGUACGUCAUCAGUGAGGGCCUGAAGAUGGGAGGAAGACCGGACUCAGCGACGACACAGGAGACAGAUGUUGGCGAGCUGAUUGAAGUGCGAUCGCGAGGUUCUGAUGGGACAGUAAGCAACAAGACGAUCGAGUGGAGCGUCGAUCCGAGCGUGCCACAUACGAUGUUCGUCGACGAGAAGGACCUCACGAAACUGAUCUCCUGCGUAUUUCUGAACGCUGUCAAGUUCACAGACGGCCUCCAUGGACGUGUGCGUUGCUCGGCACGCAUGAGCCAGCGUGGGCGAUACAUAAGCAUUAGAAUCAACGACAAUGGGCCCGGCAUACCCGCAGCAUUCCUGCCAAAGCUGUUCAAGCCUUUCUCGCAGGAAAAUGGUUCCAUCACACGACCCAGCGAAGGGCUUGGUCUGGGCUUGAUGGUGGCCAAGGGUAUCGCCAGGAAGCUCGGUGGUGACUUGAUGUGUACCAGAGCUGAGACCGCAGGGCCAAAUCAUGGCAGCGAGUUCGAGAUCAAGAUUCCCGUUACAGCGGGCGAGACGAUAAGCAGGCCCUCUUCGCCGUUUCACUCUCCGAUGCCUCGAAAGGCGCAGAUGGCGCAAGCCGAACACCAAUACAUCCCGCCUCUCCCACCAUUCCCAGCCAGCCCUCGCCGCCUAUCACAAGCGCUCGAUAACAUCAUAACUCAGCCGCCGUUGCAGUCCGGGAGUGUCGCGGAAUCGUACCCAAGCACACCACCGUCGCCCAGGAGUGUUGCCAACCUAGCCGCGCCGCCAGGGCGUGAGCAUACCGCAACACCACCGUCACCUAGCGAGCAGCCUCAUGUCCCCAAGCCGCCGAGGGUUCGUAAGUCUGCAGCAAACGCAGAGAUUGACCGAGAACUUGCGAACAAGUACCCUCUCACCUUUCUAGUCGCCGAAGACAACAAGAUCAACCGCAAGCUCCUUGUAAACAUGCUAUCCAAACUCGGGUAUAAGCACAUCAUCGAGGCACAUGACGGCGCAGAAGCCGUCCGUCAAAUGAUGCUCAACCGCACACAACGCACAAAGAAUGGCAGCGAGAAGCCGCUCGUCCCCCCGAUUGACGUUGUGCUUAUGGACCUGUGGAUGCCGCUGAUGGACGGCUAUGAAGCCACAGAGAAGAUCCUGAGCAUGGACGUGGAGCGACCGACCGUGCUGGCCGUGACUGCCGACGUCACGGAUGGGGCGCUCGAGCGGGCGGCGCAGGUGGGCAUGACGGGCUUCAUGACCAAGCCGUAUAAGAUGAUGGACUUGCAGCGACUGAUCACGGAGUAUUGUGCGCGCAGCCAAGUUGAGCAAGAGAUACCAAGAGGCAUGCCGGAGGGCCUGGCUGUGUCGUAA